Helianthus annuus (common sunflower) is the source of this 840-nucleotide messenger RNA. RefSeq lists its product as uncharacterized. Gene Ontology annotation, cellular component: chloroplast. The record is from RefSeq and is a predicted model, not a curated record. NCBI's taxonomy places the organism in Eukaryota, Viridiplantae, Streptophyta, Magnoliopsida, Asterales, Asteraceae. Bases 68 to 766 code for a protein of 232 amino acids. The transcript is spliced from 6 exons.
CAUAAAAUCUCUUUUCUUUAAAAAAAAUAAAUAAUAAUAUUAGUAUUUUAUAACACCACCCGCAAGGAUGUCACCACCGUCAAUUUCCACCCUUAUCCCCUCCACCACCGUCACCACCACCGCCCUAUUCCCCCCAAAAUCACCACCACUUUCAAACCCCAAUCACCCCUCCUCUCUUCUCACCCGCAGAGAUGCCGCCGCCAGCGUCAUUCUAACAUCUAUAGCCUCCCUCAUCCCCUUCCUCCCUCAACCACCCGUGGCCACCGCAUUCUCAAUCGGCAUUUCAGGACCAAAGGAUUGGUUGAGAGAUCAGAAGAAGAAAGCGGCCAAGUAUUUGUUAGCUCCGAUUGAUGCCUCUCGCAACAGCCUUCAAUCUGCGUAUCUUUUAAUCACAGGUAGCGGUACAUCGCCGGAGAAGGAUCUGGAAGAGGUUGGAAGACUGGUUAUAUCGGCAUCGAGGGAUUGUAUUCCACAGGAGAGGAAUUCUAUCGUUACCUUUCAGUCGAAUACCGGAGUUGAGGUUUGCACAUUCAAGUUGGUCUUGAAGAAUGCGGCUUCAUUACUCGAUGACAAGGAUCCAAUAAAGUUGGAGGCGGAUGCUAAGCUCAGUGAUUUAGAAAGGUCUUUUAGUUCUCUUAAUAGUGUGGCAAAUGGAUCUGCCCCUCAGCUUGCAUCUGAUAGACAGAAGGUGGCUGAUGCACUAAUGGAUACCAUAUCUUCUCUUAACAAUUUUGAGCAGGGGAUUAAAGAUUGUCUUGAACUUUAAAUCAUUUACUUCUUCAUCAUGUAAACCUCCAACUUUGUGUUUAGUUGUUCAUCAUUUACUAUCUUCUUACUGCU